CUGAAGUGCUGGAAUUUGACUUUUUGGAAAUUGUCUCUUACUCUGAAAAUGCAGGAAGCUUAAGCGUGAAACUCACUCAUUAAAAACACACACACACACAUACAAAACCACAGGGCCUAUCAGCCUGUCGUCAUCAAGCAGACUAGAAUAGUGCAGAAAACUCUAGACAGAGAGGAAAUGAACUUGAGAGAAGGAGGAACACACGGCAGAGAGAGAAAGGGCAGGAGUGAAGAGCGAGGGCUGAAGUGCAGGGCCACCGAGAUGGUCAGAAGAUGGAGGAAGUGGCAGUGAAGCAGGGCUUCCUGCACCUUCAGCAACAGCAGACUUUUGGAAAGAAAUGGCGGCGGUUCUGGGCUGUGCUGUACAGAGAGUCUGGUUGCGCCUUGGCCCGGCUGGAGCUCCAGGAAUACUCCGAGAAGCAGCGCCGUGGAGAGGCUGCCCGACGGAUUAUCCGCCUCAGUGAUUGCUUGCGGGUGGCUGAGGCCAGUGGGGAGGCCAGCAGUCCCCGGGACACCAGCGCCUUCCUCCUGGAGACGAAGGAGCGCCAGUGGCUGUUGGCGGCCCCCACUCCAGAGCAUGGUGACUGGUUGCAGGCCAUCUGCCUGGUGGCCUUCGCUGGGCAGAGGAGGGAGUUCCCAGGGCCCGGGCCGGAGGGCGUGCCAGGGAAGAGCAGUGGGCCCUGCAUGGCGGACAACGAAUUGUACAGCAGCUCGGCCACAGUGGUUGCCCAGAAGAAGUUUUCUGUGACCAUUAGACCCACAGAAGCCAGUGAGAGGUGCCGACUCUGGGGAGCCUAUACCCUCCGGGCUGGGGAGAGUGCCCUGGAGCUGUGGGGGGGCCUUGAGCCGGGCACCCUGCUAUACGACUGGCCCUAUAGGUUUCUGCGGCGCUUUGGGCGGGACAAGGUAACCUUUACCUUUGAGGCAGGCCGGCGCUGUUUCUCUGGGGAGGGCAACUUUGAGUUUGAAACCCAGCAAGGCAACGAGAUCUUCUUGGCUCUGGAGGAAGCCAUCUCUGCCCAGAAGAACGCUGCCUCUCCUGGGCCCCAGACUCAGCCAACUACCAUCCCCAUGGUGCUGCCCCAGCCGGAGAGCCCCUACUCUCGGCCCCAUGACUCACUGCCACCACCAUCGCCUGGCACACGAGUGCCUGCUGUGCGGCCUCGGGGUCCAGAGGGGGAAUAUGCAGUGCCCUUUGAUGCAGUGGCCCGUUCCUUGGGAAAGAACCUCAGGGGCAUCCUGGCAGUCCCUCCCCAGCCCCCAGUCGACCCUCUGUAUGACAGCAUCGAGGAGCACCUGGCCUCCCGACCCGACCACAUAUACGAUGAGCCCGAGGGAGUGGCUGCCCUCUCCCUGUACGACAGGCCCCAGGAACGCCAGGGUGAGGCUAGGAGGUGGCAGGCCAAAGCUGACAGGGACCCCAGUGGCCUCCAGCAUGUCUUCCCAGUGGGGCAGGACUUCUCUGCCUCUGGCUGGCCUCAGGGAACUGAGUAUGACAAUGUUGUACUCAGGAAAGGCCCAAAGUGAUGGGAGGGUGGAGGAGAUGUGGAUCACAUUAAAGUGCCAGCACAGCAGCAGUGCUGUGAUGCAGAGGAAGGGUGUUAGAAGGUGGUGAGAAGGAUCGAGGAGGAGGGGUAAGGUAGGCCUCCCCUUCUAAGUUUUGCUGCUGGUGACUGUUUUUGGUCACUGCAUCCACAGGACCUCCCUCCGCCUCCUUCCUGCCCUCCCUCCCUACACACACGCUGGGCUUGGCCUGCCUUAGUUUGGUUUGACAGAAUGUUCCUCCCAGUGCCCACUGGGUGAGUCACCAUACCAAAGCAAGAAGGGUGCCCUGGAGAGACCCACCCUCCUCCCACUCCUUUUCUACUUCCUCUACUCCCAACCCCCAGCCUGAGCAGAACCUGGGGCAUUUAGUGCAGAGGACAAAAGGAUGUCAGCAAAUCACUCUAGUUCCUUGGCUUGUGCAGGCCCCCUGCAGGCUGGUGACCUCUGCAGGGGACAGCCACGGCUCCAGGCACCCAGGGGGAUGGCUGCAGCUUUCUGUGGGGUCCAGACUUCUCUUUGGCAUUAAACAUCUCUAAAACAUUUUUGUGUGGCUUGAGUGCUGUGGGGGUGGGAAUGGGAGGACGCAGCCUUGCUAGGGGGUGAAUGCUCCAGUUGACUACCUUUGAGCACCCUUGUCUCCUAGCAGUGAGGUCCUCCCUGAGCCUGUACUGGGUCUCAGGCCUCUGUCUACAGGCCAGAGGUCCGUGGGAAGUCAGGGUGCCAUGGGAGAGAUGUUCAAGCAUCUCUAACCCUUUGCUAGUAUUGAGUCAACACCAGAAAAAUGA
Messenger RNA from Trichechus manatus latirostris (Florida manatee), 2329 nucleotides. It is a transcript of the gene DOK2, whose product is annotated as docking protein 2. The record is from RefSeq and is a predicted model, not a curated record. Bases 273 to 1526 code for a protein of 417 amino acids. Gene Ontology annotation, cellular component: cytoplasm. The transcript has 5 exons. Lineage: Eukaryota; Metazoa; Chordata; Mammalia; Sirenia; Trichechidae. Gene Ontology annotation, biological process: Ras protein signal transduction; cell surface receptor protein tyrosine kinase signaling pathway; positive regulation of MAPK cascade.